AUGGCAGCCGUUGCAAGACCUUCACCUUCAAACGCCACCUUCAAGGACAAGGAAAAGCCUCAAGAGGUUCGUAGAUCCAAUAUUCUUGCCGCCAGGGCUGUUUCUGAUGCUAUUAGAACAUCGCUCGGACCUAAGGGAAUGGAUAAGAUGAUCAAAACCAGAUCAGGCGAAAUCAUCAUUUCAAACGAUGGUGCUACCAUUUUGAAACACAUGGCUGUUUUGCAUCCUGCCGCCAGAAUGCUCGUUGACGUUUCAGCAGCACAGGAUGUAGAAGCAGGUGAUGGUACUACCAGUGUGGCAAUUAUCACUGGGUCACUCCUUGGAGCUGCUGACAAGCUUUUAAACAAGGGUAUUCACCCAACUUUGAUUGCCGAAUCAUUCCAGAGAGCUGCAAAGAGAUCGUCGGAGAUCUUGCUUGAAAUGAGCCACAAAAUUGAAUUGACAGAUAGAGAAGCUUUAAUUAGAGCUGCAUCUACUUCUCUUUCAUCCAAAAUUGUUUCGCAACACUCCUCCGUCUUGUCGCCAUUGGCCGUAGAUUCUGUGUUGAAAGUAGCCGAAAAUAAUAACGUAGACUUGAACGAUAUUCGUUUGAUCAAGAAAGUUGGUGGUACUAUCGAUGAAACCCAGUUGGUAGACGGAGUUGUGUUGACUCAAAAUGUAGUUAAAUCUGCUGGUGGACCAACAUUGAUUGAAAAGGCUAAGAUUGCUAUCAUUCAAUUUCAAAUUUCUCCUCCAAAGCCUGACAUGGAAAACAACGUUGUGGUGAAUGAUUACAGACAAAUGGAUAAGAUCUUAAAGGAAGAAAGGGCCUAUUUGCUUAAUAUCUGUAAGAAAAUCAAGAAAGCGAAGUGUAAUGUUUUGCUUAUUCAAAAAUCCAUUUUAAGAGAUGCUGUAAAUGACUUAGCAUUGCACUUUUUAGCCAAGUUGAACAUCAUGGUCAUUAAGGACAUCGAAAGAGAUGAAGUAGAAUUCUUGUCAAAGGCUACUGGUUGUAAGCCAAUUGCAGAUGUUGACAAUUUCCUUGAAGAUAGAUUGGGUACUGCCGACAGAGUCGAAGAAAUUGAACUGUCUGGAAGUAAGAUUGUUGAAAUUACUGGAGUCACUCUGAAGAACUUAAAGCCAACUGUAUCCAUAGUUUGUAGAGGUGCCAAUCACUUGAUCCUUGAUGAAACCGAAAGAUCCAUUCAUGACAGUCUUUGUGUCAUUAGGUGUUUAGUUAAACAAAGAGCAUUGAUCGCUGGAGGUGGAGCCCCAGAAAUCGAAGUCUCCAGAGUGUUGAUGAGAGAAAGUAACACACUUUCUGGUGUGGAGCAAUUCGUCUGGCAAGAAUUUGCCCAAGCAUUGGAAGUAAUCCCUACAACUUUGGCUGAAAAUGCUGGUUUGAAUCCAAUUAACGUCGUCACAGAUUUAAGACAAAGACAUGAAAUGGGAGAAAAGAACGCUGGGGUAAGUGUUAGACGUAGUGGAGCCUCAAACACAUUUGAUGAACACGUUUUGCAACCAGUUUUAGUCAGUAUAAGUGCAAUCAACUUGGCUAGUGAGUGUGUGAAGUCUAUUUUGAGAAUUGACGAUAUUGCCUUUAGUAGGUAA
Messenger RNA from Dujonia railenensis, 1590 nucleotides. The record is from the annotation of a GenBank genome assembly. NCBI's taxonomy places the organism in Eukaryota, Fungi, Ascomycota, Pichiomycetes, Serinales, Debaryomycetaceae.